Aspergillus affinis is the source of this 1884-nucleotide messenger RNA. RefSeq names its product MATE family efflux transporter. The record is from RefSeq and is a predicted model, not a curated record. Gene Ontology annotation, molecular function: antiporter activity; xenobiotic transmembrane transporter activity. Lineage: Eukaryota; Fungi; Ascomycota; Eurotiomycetes; Eurotiales; Aspergillaceae. Gene Ontology annotation, cellular component: membrane. The transcript has 2 exons. The coding region runs from base 1 to 1884 and encodes 627 amino acids. Gene Ontology annotation, biological process: xenobiotic detoxification by transmembrane export across the plasma membrane.
AUGGCCGGUGCCAAGAAUGCGCGUUCGCUCAGCGCAGCAGAACAGCAGACCAUCCAGGGACAAUUCCGGUCCAGUUCCCCCCUCGCAGAGACGGCGAUUGCUCGGGACUUGGAGAGUUAUGCGGACGACGAAAGCUCCGCGCUAACUACUGACGACGAUGCGUCCGAGACGUCUACGAUCCGCGCGAUGAACAGCCACACCGGCACGAACCCCCAUUCCCUAGCUGGCUCGUACCAGCGGCCGAGCUUCUUUACCACCGUAUCCCAUGCGACGGUUGUGCCCCACCGCGCGGAGCAUGAAGGGUUGACGCGGAGGGAGCGCGAGCAGGCCAUUGAGGACGAGCGGAAUCUUCUUAGCGAUAACAAUGUCGUGGGAUCUGCUGGACCGAGGAAGGAACGGCGGAGCCAGGAUUCCGGGGCGAGGCCGGUGGAAACCACGUCUUUACUGGGCCCUCGACGCGCAAGCUCGCAUUCGAAUGCUGAGGAUGCUGAUGAGAUUGAUCGCAAGUGGGAGGAGGCAGUGAUGGCCGGGUUGAUUCACACGACGUGGAAGCGGGAAGCACAGGUCAUUGGGAAGAAUGCCGCGCCGUUAAUGGUUACCUUUCUCUUGCAGUACUCUUUGACGGUGGCUAGUAUCUUCACGCUGGGUCAUCUGGGCAAAAAGGAACUGGGCGCGGUCAGUCUGGCCAGUAUGACAGCGAAUAUCACCGGAUAUGCGGUCUACCAGGGCCUCGCGACCAGUUUGGAUACGCUGUGCGCUCAGGCCUACGGGUCUGGCCGGAAGAAACUGGUGGGUCUGCAGAUGCAGAAGAUGGUCUUUUUCCUCUGGAUCAUAUCUGUACCGAUCGUCGUUUUGUGGUUCUUUGGAGACCGAGUCCUUCUUCGGAUUGUGCCGGAAAAAGAAGUUGCGCAGCUGGCCGGCCUGUAUUUGAAAGUGGUUGCACUGGGCGCUCCGGGAUAUGCCUGCUUUGAGAGUGGGAAGCGUUACGUGCAAGCGCAGGGCCUGUUUUCUGCAUCCCUGUACGUUUUACUUAUCUGUGCGCCUGUCAAUGCGUUCAUGAACUGGCUGUUUGUUUGGAAAUUCAACUGGGGAUUUGUUGGUGCUCCGAUUGCAGUGGCCAUCACGGAUAACCUCAUGCCUCUUUUCCUAUUCCUUUACGUAUAUUUUGUCGCCGGUGGCGAGUGCUGGAACGGAUUUACUUACAGAGCCUUCCGCAACUGGGGCCCAAUGGUCCGACUUGCUCUGCCUGGUUUGCUUAUGGUCGAGGCCGAAUGUCUUGCCUUUGAAAUCCUGACGCUGGGGUCUUCGUACCUCGGCACAACUCCCCUGGCAGCGCAGUCGGUCUUGUCUACGAUCUCCAGCAUUACCUUCCAGAUUCCUUUCCCUCUCUCGAUUUCCGGUAGCACGCGGGUCGCGAACUUGAUCGGAGCGACCCUGGUCGACGCCGCUAAAACAUCCGCCAAAGUGACUAUGGUCGGUGCUGUGAUCGUCGGUCUGCUCAACAUGCUCUUCCUGUCUUCCCUGCGCGACUACAUCCCUCGACUCUUCACAUCGGACGAAGAAGUUGUCGAACUCGUUGCGCAAGUCCUUCCCCUUUGCGCCGCAUUCCAACUUUUCGACGCUCUAGCCGCCAACUGCAACGGUAUCCUCCGAGGAAUCGGCCGGCAGGAAAUCGGCGGCUAUGUCCAGCUCUUCUGCUACUAUGCCAUCGCCAUGCCAAUCAGCUUCGGCACCACUUUCGCUCUCGGCUGGGGCCUGUUCGGUCUGUGGUCUGGCGUCGCUCUCGCUCUUCUCCUGGUGUCGAUAAUCGAAGCGGUGUUCCUCCGCCAGACGAACUGGGACCGGUCCGUCGAGGACGCAUUGGAACGAAAUGCUGCGACGUAG